GCCGUUUCAGUUAUUAAACGUGCGAUUAAACAUGGCGGCCAGUAUUAGCUAGCCGCAAAAUGACCAAGUUAUGAUGAACUCUCGCCUUCUGUUGUGUUGUGCCUGUUCGCUGCAUCGAGCGGUGGUCUUCUACCGGCAUGUCUCUAAUUCUAACAAGCCCGGUCUCCGUCGGUUGCAUCAAUAUAGAGCACGAUUUUCGAGAUUGAAGCCCAAGGAACGUAUUCUGAGUGAUUCAUAUGGCCAGCCUAAAAGUACCAGUGCUUGUCAAAGCAAGCCAAAGUCAACUUCAGUGGCACUGAUUGGAAAGACAACAUGUGGUGUUGAGGCACAUGAAAGCCUCUCUCAUGUAGAGGAGAAGAGUGAUGACACAGAGGAGGAAUGGGUGGAACAAAAAAUUGAUUGGAAAAAAUUGCCAAGACAGUACAUGCAGCUGUCCAAGAUCAGACUAACAGGUCUUGUGGUAAUCACAGAAAUGGCAGGGUAUGCUAUUGCGCCAGGGGCAAUGAAUCUCAGUACUUUUCUUUGGGCUGGACUAGGAACAGGCCUCUGUUCCUCCUCAGCAAAUGCAUUUAACCAGUGGCUAGAAGUACCUUUUGACUCACAGAUGAGCCGCACACAAAACCGUGUUCUUGUCAGGGCCCGUUUGAGCCCCCUUCAUGUAGUACUAUUUGCUGUAGCAACUGGUGUAAUGGGUGUAUCUGUAUUAACCAGUCAAGUUAAUGGAUUAACUGCUGCUCUGGGCGCAGCGACUCUUGUACUCUACACAUCUGUCUACACCCCUAUGAAGCGUCUGAGUAUUGUUAAUACAUGGGUUGGGUCAGUUGUGGGAGCCUUACCCCCCUUGAUGGGCUGGGCUGCCUGUACUGGAGGAAUAGAUGCUGGGGGAUUGGUGUUAGCAGGAAUUUUGUACUCUUGGCAGUUUCCACAUUUUAAUGCUUUGAGCUGGAAUCUCAGAGCUGAUUAUUCUAGAGCUGGUUAUCGCAUGAUGUGUGUAACAAAUGCACCCCUGUGCAGACGGGUGACCCUUAGACACUGCUUAGCAUUGGUUGGCCUUACAACACUUCUACCCGCAUGUGAAGUUACAACAUGGUGGCUGGCUUUAGACUCUUUACCACUUAAUUUAUGGAAUGCUUAUUUGGGAUAUCAGUUUUAUAAAGACUCAGAUUCAAGAUCUGCAAGGAAACUUUUUCGGUUUAGUCUGAUAUACCUCCCAAUUCUCAUGUUUCUGAUUUUGUUUCACAAGAAGCCAAGGACAACUCAGGAGGAGGGAGUUGUUCAAGUGACAUAGCCAGCCUCCUUACUCCAGCAUAGUUUUUUCGAGGAAUUACAAACAAUAAGUCUUGAAGUUUGGAGGGGACACUGAUGAAGUUGUUCUGACCUCUUGUGAUAUGUUUGUGGUUGGAAAGUUGUCCACUUUGGACUGGCUUCUACCAAACAGUGUUGCUUGCAAAUGAAUGCAGUUUAGGGAUAUUAUUAUCAAAAAGAUGUUUUGGACAUGGACUUCAUUAGGACAAGAAUUCUACUUUGAUUUUAACUUCUUUCCAACAAUUUCUUGGUCUCCAUGCAAGACAGAGUUUGGCAUGCACUAUUUAUGUUUUUACAGAGAACUACCACAAACAUCAGUCUUGGGCAUAAGGCAUAAUGCCUACAGAAUUUUAUUUCUCUAACCUAACAGGUUGUGAGAGCUCAUUUUCUUCACUUUGUAUGGCCUUAUCUAGGCAUUCAGUUUAUCAAAACAGCUGCACAACAGUAUUAGCAGACCAAGACAAUGGCAAGGGAGGGAUCAAAAUGGGUUUAGGUUAAACCUGUUGAUCUAACUGAAUUCCAACAUUUGUUAAAACUGAUGGUCAUGUAUUUCUUUGUUAGCUAUAUCUAAAAAGUUUGGUGCCAUACCACAGGUCUUCAAUUAAGAAAAAAUACAAACUGCUGCAGCGGGGGAGUAGUAUCUGAAGGAAAAAUUGCUCAGGCCAUUGAAAUGGAGGCCUGGAAUAAGUAGCUAAGUUGGGAUACACUUCACUUUCAAUGCACGAGGAACACCCUGAUAUACCGCAGUAAUAUCCCUCAGUUGAAACUUUUAUCUUGUUAUUUUCUUUACCCGCCUGCCUGACAUUGCAUGAAAUUUGUUUGGAGAAUUGAGACACUUAUCAAUUUAAAGAAUCAAAGUAUUUAAGAUAUCCUGCAUCUUCAUCAUAAUGUUGGUAACUAAUAUAAUAAUUUGGAUAUAUCAACAAAGUUGAAAUGGUAAACUGGCCACUGUAACGAUUACAAAAGCUGACGUU
Stylophora pistillata is the source of this 2279-nucleotide messenger RNA. Its product is annotated as protoheme IX farnesyltransferase, mitochondrial. The record is from RefSeq and is a predicted model, not a curated record. Gene Ontology annotation, molecular function: protoheme IX farnesyltransferase activity. Gene Ontology annotation, biological process: heme A biosynthetic process. Gene Ontology annotation, cellular component: mitochondrial membrane; mitochondrion. NCBI's taxonomy places the organism in Eukaryota, Metazoa, Cnidaria, Anthozoa, Scleractinia, Pocilloporidae.